AUGAGGAAGCUGCUUCUGGUCUGCGCCGUAUUUAUGGCGAUGAUUGUUACAGGUGAGGCCCUGACCUGUCGAACCUGCAGAGUGGGGAUCCUAGGAAAAUGUAUGUUCGGCUCCACGGCAACCUGCAGUGACUCUGAGCCUAACUGCUACCGCGGAAACCUGGCCUUCAACGUCAGCAGUCUGAUGACGCUGCAGACUCGAGGCUGCCUGGCCUCGUCUCUCUGCAACCAGACUGAAGUGGGAUCUCUCCUGACCGUCGGAUACACUGUAACCAAGACAUGCUGCAGCACCGACCUCUGUAACGGAGCCUCGUCCAUCCAGCUCCCUCCCUCUGCUGCUUUGGCCGCCGCCCUAAUGGUUGUUUGGAGCAACUGCCUCCUUUAA
Molecule: messenger RNA, 384 nt
Organism: Limanda limanda (common dab)
Lineage: Eukaryota; Metazoa; Chordata; Actinopteri; Pleuronectiformes; Pleuronectidae
Gene: lye
Product: lymphocyte antigen-6, epidermis
Exons: 3
Coding region: 1-384 (127 amino acids)
Source: RefSeq, a predicted model, not a curated record